Morus notabilis is the source of this 1900-nucleotide messenger RNA. RefSeq names its product receptor homology region, transmembrane domain- and RING domain-containing protein 2. The coding region runs from base 292 to 1629 and encodes 445 amino acids. The record is from RefSeq and is a predicted model, not a curated record. Lineage: Eukaryota; Viridiplantae; Streptophyta; Magnoliopsida; Rosales; Moraceae. The transcript is spliced from 4 exons.
GAAAAGAGAGAAAAUCCAUACUAAUCUACUAAUUGAAACAACUUGCUGGUUUUGUCUGUUUGUUUGCGAAUAUACAAAUAGGAGCUUCAAUUUCUGUUGCCGAAAUCCCAAAAUAUAAAAAUAGGAUCUAAUAAGAUUCAGAUAUUCUUUUGAAAUGGAAGCCGAUGUAUCUAUUCCUCUUUCGAAACCCUAAUUUUCUGAGCGUUUGGAAGGAAAGAUUUCUGCUUUCUUCUGUUGUGUCCGUUAAAGGAAAGAGAAUCGUAAGAAUCUGGUGAGUUUUGAUUGGGAAGUAUGAAUUCGGUGGUUGUUUUUUCGGUGAUGUUUCUGUUGAGUGGCUUCUCUCUAAUAUCGGCCAACGUUGUGCUGAUUGGGAAUAAUGUCACACUCUCUUUCGACGACAUCGAAGCCAAUUUCGCUCCAGCAAUAAAAGGAUCUGGGGAAUGUGGAGUUUUGUAUUCAGCAGAGCCUGUUGAUGCGUGUUCUAAAUUAACAAAUAAAGUUAAGCCAGCAAAAAACGGGAGCUCCCCAUUUGCUCUAAUAAUUAGGGGAGGGUGCAGUUUUGAAGAGAAAGUUCGAAGAGCACAAGAGGCUGGCUUUAAAGCUGCGAUUGUCUAUGAUAAUGAAAAUGGUGGUGCCUUGGUUGCAAUGGCAGGAAAUUCGGCCGGCAUAAAGAUACAUGCUGUCUUUGUUUCCAAGGCUUCUGGUGAGAAACUAAAGAAAUAUGCAGGGCUUACAGAUAUGGAAGUGUGGCUAAUACCAAGCUUUGAAAAUUCAGCAUGGUCAAUUAUGGCAAUAUCCUUCAUCUCCCUGCUAGCAAUGUCUGCAGUGCUAGCUACUUGUUUCUUCGUUCGCAGGCAUAGAAUAAGACGAGAACGCCCUCGAGCUUCUCAUGUUCGGGAAUUUCAUGGGAUGAGCAGUCGCUUGGUGAGAGCAAUGCCUAGUCUGAUAUUUACUGCUGUUUUAGAAGAUAAUUGCACUUCAAUCACUUGUGCCAUAUGCCUUGAAGACUACAGUGUAGGAGAGAAGCUCAGGAUUUUGCCAUGUCGUCACAAGUUCCACGCUUUCUGUGUUGAUUCUUGGCUUACUUCAUGGAGGACAUUUUGCCCGGUUUGCAAACGCGAUGCUAGAACUUCCACAGGUGAUCCACCAGCUUCAGAAUCGACACCGUUGCUUUCUUCCAGCCCAGCUUCCGUAGCUUCCUCGUCUGUGCUGUCAUCAGUGCGGUCAUCACUAGCAUCAUCGUCAGCCAUACAGAUUGCCCCAGCAUCCUCUCGUUCCCCUUCCCUUUCUCGUCCUUACUCUCUCGCAAGCACUUCAUAUGUUCAGCAAUCUCUUAGGUCGUCCUACCGCCAAUCACCCUCCCCGGGCGUAAGCCGGAGCUCAUUGGAUCUUCAGAAUGCGUCUUCCCAGAGAUCUCAUGCUUCUCAUUUGGUUUCAGGCUAUUCCUUGGGUUACCCUUCUUUUUCGCCUCUUAACUCGAGAUACUUGUCUCCGCACAUUCCUAGCCCCAGCAAUGCCUCACCGCCCUUUGUGAGCUCCUCUAGUCAUCAGCACAACCCGCUGCAUUGCAGUGAGUCUGCUGCGAGUUUCUCUCCGUUUGCUUCUGCUCAGUCCCUACCGGAAUGUUGAUCAAACCCUUGCGUGUGAUUGAAAGUUGAGAGAAGAGAACUGACCCGCUUUAAACCUUCCAGGGAAGACAGAGAAAACCAGAGAAACGACAGUAAGUCCACUGUGCUUUCAUAUUACUACUUGCGUGUGAUUGGGUUUCAUCUAUGCAGUGGCUAGUUUGUGCUGGGUUCUGCUUCGAUGUUUCUUCAUGUUGCAUACUUGCGUGUACAUUAUUGCGUUAUAGUGUAAGAUUGCCAUUAAUUUUGAAUUAAGAGAAUUAGUUGCGUUUUUC